Penicillium brevicompactum is the source of this 1383-nucleotide messenger RNA. RefSeq names its product putative MFS transporter. The transcript has 4 exons. Gene Ontology annotation, biological process: transmembrane transport. Bases 1 to 1383 code for a protein of 460 amino acids. Lineage: Eukaryota; Fungi; Ascomycota; Eurotiomycetes; Eurotiales; Aspergillaceae. Gene Ontology annotation, cellular component: fungal-type vacuole membrane. The record is from RefSeq and is a predicted model, not a curated record. Gene Ontology annotation, molecular function: transmembrane transporter activity.
AUGUCUGAAUCACGUCCAGUUCGGUACAUUGCCCAUGCUCUCGCUGAGCUGGGGUUGACCACUAUGUGGCACUCCUCUCUGGAUGUCAAGCUUCUCUGCGCCCAGCGCUUCGUGCGUCUAUUCGCCUACGGCGGCUCGACCCUGAUUCUAGCGUCUUACCUCUCUGCCAUUGGAAUUUCCGAUGAUCGCAUCGGUUUAUUUAUGACACUUACCCUGGUCGGGGAUGUGGUGAUUAGCUUCUUCCUGACCCUGUUUGCCGACCGCAUGGGUCGCAAGGCGGUGUUGUCUCUGGGAUCGAUUCUGAUGGCGGGGAGUGGAGUGGUGUUUGCGCUCUUUGGGAAUUAUUGGGCUUUGCUGGCCGCGGCGGUGUUUGGUGUUAUCAGUCCGAGUGGAAACGAGAUUGGUCCGUUCCGCGCCGUGGAAGAAUCCACUCUGGCACAUCUCACCACGCAUGAAUUGCUGAGUGAUGUAUUCGCUUGGUAUUCACUGGUUGGAACGGCGGGUUCGGCUUUGGGUUUCUUGGUUUGCGGGUGGAUUAUGAAUACCCUGGAGUCAGUGCACGGGUGGGCAUUUAUUCCUGCCUGUCGCGUCAUUUUCCUUGUCUACGCCGGGGUCGGCGUCGUAAAAUUGAUCUUCACGCUGGGUCUGAGUAGCAAGGUCGAAGUCGAGGAGCGCGAACAGAGCUCGGAGACUCGUCCUCUGUUGGCUGAGCCAACUGGUCAGGAGGCUGCGCCCGCCCCAAAGAAGAGCAUUUUCCCUUCGAUUGAGAAGGAUCUGUGGUCGCUGGUCAUUCGCCUGUUUAUCUUGUUUGGUCUGGACUCUUUUGCCUCUGGGCUGGCCUCUUUAUCGUGGAUGACCUACUUCUUCAAGGGCAAGUUCAACCUUCCGGAGGGCCACCUCGGCACCAUUUUCUUCACCACAAACCUCAUCGCGGCGGCAUCCAUGCUGGUUGCUUCCUCGCUAGCCAAACGCAUUGGAAAUGUCAAGACCAUGGUGUUCACACACCUCCCCUCUGCCAUUUGCCUUGCCAUGAUCUCCGUCCCAUCGAGUCUCCCACUGGCCCUCACAUUCUUGAUUCUGCGAGCCUGCUCUCAGAACAUGGAUGUGGCGCCUCGGUCCGCAUUCCUCGCUGCCGCUCUGCCAUCCGACAAGCGCACUGCCAUCAUGGGAGCGGUGAAUGUUGUCAAGACUACUUCGCAGAGUACGGGUCCAUUGCUGACAGGAAUUUUGUCACGCAAUGGCCACUUUGGUGUCUCCUUCAUCGUCGCUGGUUGCUUAAAGGUGGUCUACGAUUUGGGCAUGCUGUUCAGCUUUGCUGGCAAGGAAGCCGCUCGCCGAACGCAGGUUGCCCAGGAGCAGGCUGAAGAAGAAAGCCAGGGCUGA